Mugil cephalus (flathead mullet) is the source of this 6765-nucleotide messenger RNA. RefSeq names its product CCR4-NOT transcription complex subunit 6. Gene Ontology annotation, molecular function: protein binding; poly(A)-specific ribonuclease activity. The coding region runs from base 221 to 1900 and encodes 559 amino acids. The record is from RefSeq and is a predicted model, not a curated record. Lineage: Eukaryota; Metazoa; Chordata; Actinopteri; Mugiliformes; Mugilidae. The transcript has 12 exons. Gene Ontology annotation, cellular component: cytoplasm; CCR4-NOT complex; nucleus. Gene Ontology annotation, biological process: nuclear-transcribed mRNA poly(A) tail shortening.
CGGGAUGUUAUUUACCGUGGUUCAACAGCUGGUUGGACGGCUCCACGCUGACCAAUAGGAUCGAGCGCCGUUAUCGGCAGAGAGAGAGAGGAAAAAAAAGAAAAGAUCCUUACAGUCGCCAUGAUACAGCAGCGGAAACGGGGGAGAAGAAGUAGCUAGAAAACAAAAGAGAACACGCAGUCGUCCUCGCGAUUUGGUAUGCUCUUGCAGUGUUAUAGGAAUGCCCAAGGAAAAAUAUGACCCGCCGGAUCCCAGGCGGAUGUACACAAUUAUGUCCAGCGAGGAGGCAGCCAAUGGGAAGAAGUCAUACUGGGCUGAGCUGGAAAUCAGCGGCCGAGUAAGGAGUCUCAGCACAGCCCUGUGGUCUCUCACCCACCUCACUGCCCUGCACCUCAGUGACAACUCACUGUCACGCAUCCCGCCAGACAUUGCCAAACUACACAACCUGGUGUACCUGGAUCUCUCAUCCAAUAAGAUCAGGAGCCUGCCGGCAGAGCUCGGCAACAUGGUGUCUCUCAGGGAACUGCUUUUAAAUAACAACCAGUUGCGGGUUCUGCCAUUUGAAUUGGGGAAACUGUUUCAGUUACAAACACUGGGGUUGAAAGGUAACCCACUUGCACAAGAAAUUAUGAGCCUCUACCAGGAACCCGAUGGCACGCGGAGACUGCUCAGCUACUUGUUAGACAAUCUGGCGGGGGCUAUCAAGCGCAUACCAACAGAGCAGCCCCCAGCCCGGUCAUGGAUCUCACUUCAGGAACCAGACCGAGCAAGGGCCUCCGCACUGUUCUCUGUGAUGUGCUACAAUGUGCUAUGUGAUAAGUACGCCACACGACAGCUAUAUGGCUAUUGUCCCUCUUGGGCUCUGAACUGGGAGUACAGGAAGAAAUCCAUCAUGCAGGAGAUCAUGGGCUGCAAUGCAGACAUCAUCAGUUUGCAGGAAGUUGAGACGGAGCAGUACUACAAUUUCUUCUUGCCUGAGCUGAAAGAGCAGGGAUACGACGGGUUCUUCAGUCCAAAGUCACGAGCGAGAACCAUGUCCGAGUCGGAUCGAAAACAUGUGGACGGAUGUGCAAUUUUCUACAAGACGGAAAAGUUCAGUGCUGUGCAGAAGCACACGGUGGAGUUCAACCAGCUGGCCAUGGCUAACUCCGAGGGCUCAGAGGCCAUGCUGAACAGGGUGAUGACGAAGGAUAACAUCGGGGUCGCUGUACUGCUCGAGGUCCGCAAAGAGAUGAUGGAGAUGUCCUCUGGAAAGUCACUGCACGGCAUGGAGAAGCAGCUGCUCCUGGUAGCCAAUGCCCACAUGCACUGGGACCCGGAGUACUCUGACGUCAAGCUGGUCCAGACCAUGAUGUUCCUGUCAGAGGUGAAGAACAUAGUGGACAAAGCUACGCGCAGUCUCAAGCUGUCCUCCGUCUCCGGUGAAACCAAUGCCAUUCCACUGGUGCUGUGCGCUGACCUCAACUCUUUGCCUGACUCCGGCGUGGUGGAGUACCUGAGUACCGGCGGAGUAGACUGCACCCACAAGGACUUCAAGGAGCUUCGUUAUAGCGACAGUUUGACCAAAUUCAACUGCAACGGCAAGAACAGCACAUCCAACGGAAGGAUCACCCACGGCUUCAAGCUGAAGAGCGCAUACGAGAACGGCCUGAUGCCUUACACCAACUACACCUUCGACUUUAAGGGUGUCAUCGACUACAUUUUCUACUCCAAGCCUCACCUGAACGUGCUGGGUAUCUUGGGCCCUCUGGACCCCCACUGGCUUGUAGAGAACAAUGUCAGCGGCUGCCCACACCCCCACAUCCCCUCUGACCACUUCUCCCUCUUUGCUCAGCUGGAGCUGCUCCUGCCCAACUUGCCCCCCCAGGUCAAUGGGCUCCAUCUGCCUGCACGCAGGUAGUGAGACCCCCUGCCACACCACCAGGGGGAGCUGCGACCAUAGCCUCUCCCUCUCAACCCUCCUCCCGCCCACUACCAGCUCUUCCCUCCGCCACACUGGAGGAGGAAGACAAAAAAAAAAAAAACACACACACACAACCUGUAAAAUAUUCGUACAGUGAGGUCUGGCUGACAGGGAUUUCGUAUAAUGUUAUAGAUAUUCUAUAUUUUUCUUUUUUCUUUCUCUGUUUUACUUUUAUGUUAUUUUUUUAACUGCUCGAUUCAGUCCUGUUCGUGUAUCAUACUUUGUGUUUCGGACUCCCUUUCCUCCUCACGUUCACCCACGUCGCUUCUGUCUUUCCGACUAGAGGGGAUGGUAGCGCGUUCAGCUUCGUCACGCGGCGGGACGCUGUCCGGUCUGAGAGCUGGUAAGAGGGAAGUUAAAAGGCGGCUGAGGGGCGACGUUCCCCCUCGAAAAGCUCCGCAGCCGAUGGUCUGCCUGUCUGUCUGUCCUGUAUAAAUCUGAAACCAGCAAAGACAGCAGACUUGUCAGUCCCAGACCUCCGUCUUUGGCUCGUGCGCGUUUCUCCCCCUGUAUUUCGGGGGCGAGCCGGGCUUAUUCCCUCCCUCUUUCUGGGACGCGCGCAUCUGCUAAAUCGGAUGCGGCGGGGUUAGAGCGGCUCCGCGCCGGUUAGCGCUGCGUCCCCGGAGGCGGAUGUAGUGCAGCUCGUAUGAGGUGAGAUUUCCUGCUGUCAUUCUGUGGUGCUGAGGCCUUUUGUGUCGGUCAUGGCCUCCCAUGGUGCUACAAGAUAGUCUACACCUCUGACUGCGGCCCCGGUGCAUUAGCUACAACCACAACCCCCACAGAUGCCUAGAAAAACCAGAAAACCGGAAAUCCGGGCCGACGUAUUUGCCCGGUUUCACACGAGCAGUACGCGGCGUUCACUUUUCGAGGAAAGACGUGAGAAACUGAGAGCGGCUACCAUCCUGUUUGCAGACUGUUUCACCCCAGCUUGUGUAGUUGUUAGGCUAGUCUUUGUGCUUAGGAGCUCGUGUGGCCCAUUUAUCACCUUCUAGAGCAAAGGGGGCAAAGGGGUUUAGGCUGAUGGGCAAAGAGAUGAGGGUGGGGGGGGGGGACGGGGGACGGGGCUGUUACCAAUCUUUUCCUUGUCUCGAUUGCUUUUAGGCAGAGGGAGCGAGUAAUGGCUGAUACACAGGAAUAAAACCAGCAUUCCUCUCACUGUCGGGAGUUGCCAUCCAACUCCACACAUGCAAGCUCACACACACACACACACGGACACACGCACACACGCACACACGGACACGUGCAGACACACAAAGGUAAUUUGCAGGCAGAUCUGUAGCACUGUCUCUGAGGCCAGUAGUGACUUUCCCCAGCCAUAAAAAUUCCAUACGACAAAAGCAGUGGUUUUUUUCACAAGUGUUUGUACAGAAUAGAAAUCUAGACUCAGUCUUUACAUGAUUGUAUAUGAACCACAAAAGACCUGUUUUCUGGCGUUUUUUGUACGAAGAGUAAAUUAUGAUCAGAUUUGAGAAAAAAAAAAAGAUUGUAUUGUAAACUAUGGCUAAAUUUUUAUCCAGUUAAUGUUGAGAUGAAUUGAUAUUACCAGCUUGUACAAAAGACGUAAGAAGAGGUUGUUCGAGGCGUUCGCUGUCACUACUUUGCACUCCCUAGAGAUUAACUGUAAUGUGUCAGUAUUGUUUUAUUGCCCCCCCCCCCUUUUCUCUCUGCCGUUUGGUUUGAUUUGCCGGCACAUUGCUGCGAUGUAAAUAGACACUGAGUAAAACGCUUGCUUAUCGCCCAUUAACAAAGCCAUUGAUCCACACUGCUGCCAUCAGUUCUGACAAAAAGGACACGCAAGGAUGAGUCACAUCUGUUCCAUCUGUAAAGCUCACUCUAUAGUCAUGUGUGACUGACGCGACCCAUAGAAAUCCCACGUGUACAUCGUGCCUCACUGUAGCAGUUGACGUCGUCUUGCACUAUUUACACGCGACGAACGCCUGAACAACCUUUUCUCCUUUUAUUUUUAAAUACUGUUGAGACAUUUGUGAAGAUUUUAUGUCCUUUUUUUUUUCUUUUUUUUUUUGGGUUUUGUUAAUGUUAAUUUCCUUUUUUAUGAGCUGUGACAAUGUUAUGAUGAUGUGUAUAUCCUUCCUAUUCAUUGAGCUCUCUAGUAAUCAGGUAUGCUUUCUCCGCCGACCCGCCCUCCUCCUCCUCCGCGUAGGGAAGCAGGGCGUCUUAUCUUUAUUAAACCGGUCUCAGAUUGUUUCGCUCCCUCUUUGUAUCUUAGCACAGCUCCACGCCCCCCGAAAUAUCUAGCCCUUAGCUUUCCUCACUGGCCAUGAAUUUUAAAUCUCCCUAAGCUCGUCUGUAACCCUAAUACCCCCCCCCCCCCCCCCCAAACCCCACACCUCAGAUUUUACCCUCCCACUAUAUUACUCAAGCUGUGUCUUUUUAAAAGCCCCGUUUUCUCAACCACUUUGUAUAGUUUUCCUACCCUUGUCACUGCAGCUUUAGUGCCAUUUGUGGACCCCUACCUCUGUGUUUAGAAAGGACGGAAGGCCCCCGCCUCUCUCCGCUUUUGGGCGGGAGGAGGAGGAGGGUCCGUGAGCUCGGCCGCUUUCCCUCCGAAAGGCCGGUUCAGCGCGUCGCUACGAGUCAAAUUUGUUACGUCCCGAACGAACGAGUGGAAUCUGUCGGCUCUGAGACGACCACUUCAACGCGGACGAUGAGCACUUAAUAGAUUCAGACGCGGCUCCCUUCACUCUCUGUCCCACCAUUUAUCAGUGAGAAAAGACCUUAGUACCUUAUCAGUUAAAAACAUUUUAAAGCGAGAGGGAAGCGAGUGAUUAGAAAGUAUCAAGUCAAGUCCUCAGAUCAAGGUCUCUCUUCCCGUUUUCGUUCUGUCCCCCCCACAUGUGUUUUUUUUUUUCUUUUUAAACUCCCGUUCCAGUGAAAACCAAUGUGUCCAGUUUGAUUUUUUUUUUCUCCUCUUUCUUUCCUCAAUGGCAUUAGUAUUGUAGUAGAUUUAAAGGGUAGCUUUUUUUGUAAAGUGUGAAUAAAAGAUGUAUCUCAUGUUUCCUUUCUAAAAAGAUAUUGAAUUGUGUUGUUGUGUAAAAUCAUGAAUUCUAUGACGUUUGCUACAUUGUUUUUACUUUAACCCGAUAUCACCCCCUUUACCCGUCACGAACCAAAUCGCCCUCGGUAGAAAUCAUGACGAUGCGUCGUCUCGGUGGGUCCGUUUUGAGAGAAUGUCCUGAUGGCGCGUCGCGGAACGAAGGAUCGAUGAGCGCUGGUGGGGAAACGACCCGCGUCAUCGGUACCGGUGAAAACUUUCAGCACAGGGAUAUUCAGUUAUUUUUUUUUUUUUAAUUUUUUACCUUUCAGCUUUAUUUUUUUGGAUGUCGCAUGGCACUAGCUGGAGAGUGCUAGUGCUUUGUAGGUUAGGGGCAGCAGAGCUGUCUUACUAGUGGCCGAGGACACCGUUUUGACGGGUGUAAAAACGUGUCUGUCGGCCGUAAGCUGACGAUGUGCCGCUAGACUGGUCCUGUGAUGAUUUGUCGGUCCUUGCUAGUCCAUCUCAUUCUGUUCUUCUGCGUCACAGUGGUUCGAUCUUUCAAGCUAUCUAGCUACUAUUGGUGGUCACUGAUUUGACUCUUAUUGAUUGACUGACACCCCCCCCCGUCCUCCUCGCCAUCGUUUCUCGUUGAACCACGGGCGGCUUUUGACCGGAACGGUCGAGCCGGGGCCGGUUGUGAGCUCCAGUGAGUGGUCACGUUGUUUGCUUUGUACUUUAUCACUGUUGCAUUGUGUUUCAUAGUUGGCUUGUUUAGGCGUAGAGUGUUUUUGUUUUUUUGUUUUUCCCCUCUCUCCUCCCCAGGCUGCAUCUUUUUGUAACGGUGCACACCAAAGCUGCUUGUAGUUCAGUUCUCCGUAGUAGAGCGAGUUCAUGCCACCAACCGGUCAUCUUUUAAAUUUUUUUUUUUUCUCUCUCAAGAUCAUAGUCUUCAUGAAAUGUAGGGCUGUGAGGAAAUCAAGGUACUUCUGUCCUUUUCCUUGACUCACAUAAACAUCAAAUUUUCAUACUCUUUCAUACCGUUUCAUUUGGUUUCUUACUCCGUCAGACGCAUCCUUUCGUCCCGACCGCCCCAAGAACUUGGCAAUAAUACCCAGAAACAUUCAGACAACAUUCACAAAAUGUAGCUUUUUUUUUUUCUCCAUCUUUCAAACUGUGGUUGCUUCUGUUAAACUCUCCACCUUCAACCUUCCUGACUGUUUAAAUACCUUUUUUCUUUCUUUCUUUUUUCUUUUUUAAAUGUUUCGCUUUUCUUUCCAUCACCCAUCUUGUAUAUUUGCUCAUCUCCUUCUCCCUGCCAAUUUAGUGGUAGUAGUUCAAUGAUCAGGAUUGUCUAUCUGUAGUCAGCUGAGUACAUAUAUUGAUCUGUGUCACUGUGUUUAUGCACUGGACCAACUAUUGUUUACCAUUCAUGAAAUACCAGCAAAAAAAAAAAGGAAAAAAAGAAUAAUGACGAAACACUUGCACAAUGUUGUAGAAUGUCCAUUAACCCUGAUGAGAAAUCAAGGCAGCUGUUUUCAAAUCAACACAUACUGUUUUAAAAUGAAACUGAAUGGUAAACAAUGCUUUCUGUUUGUACCCCUUAGCCGUCCUCUCGAUUCUCUUCGGACUAGUUUUAUUCUUUGAUUUUGUUCUUUUUUUUUUGACAACAGGUUCUGCUUGUUUUUCCUUUACACCUACCUAUGUAUUUUCCUACUUCUGGUUGAAAAUAAAUUCUGUAUUAUCUGUUUCAAGCUGUGUCACCUCUUAUUCUUUGCAAUGGAUAUUGAAAAUAAAUUCUAUAUCUGUU